GCGCCGCAGUGACUCCGCGUCGCCUGUCUUCAGAUGCGUCGCGGUUAGUUUCCCAUCGAUAUGUCUGUAUUAUUCACGCCACAGACCUGUCAGAGACUAUGAUUGUUGCACAGCUGUUGAGUUCCAGCUGACAUGUGUGGGUGCCGGCGGCUGGGGAAGUCAGUUCGACGCGGGUGUCCGUGGCAUAGUGUUGUGCGUCAUCUCCGGUCGUGAUAACAUUAUCAACAUGGCUGUUUUGGCGCGGACAGUAUUAUGGUACAUAGUGUUUGCGGGGUUCGCCGUCAACUACAUGGUGAGAAUCAACAUCAACAUCGCUAUGGUGUCGAUGGUCAGCUGGAUGUACCUCAAGAAUCAGACAAAGACAUCACAAUGUAUCGACCCCGAUAUCAACGGAACAUCAGUCUUCAAACUGGAAGAAGACCGAGGGUUUCCGUGGGAUGAAACCAUCCAGAAUAAGAUCCUGGGGGCUUUCUUCUGGUUCCAUUGGGUCACUCAGAUUCCCGGAGGAGUGCUCGCUCGGAAGUACGGAACCAAAGCCAUCUUCGGCCUUAGUAACUUCAGCUGCUGCCUCCUCAACUUGCUGAUCCCCGCUUGUGCCUAUUGGGACUACAAACUUCUUGUAGCCAACCGAGUGAUCCAAGGCCUCAUUGUGGGGAUGGCUUGGCCGUCAAUGCACCACCUCACUGCCCAAUGGAUUCCUCCCAAUGAGAGAAGCAAAUUUGUGUCUGCUUAUCUCGGCAGCUCGGUAGGUGUGGCCAUCACUUACCCUCUCUGUGGGUUUAUCCUGAACCACCUGACCUGGGACUAUGUGUUCUACGUGACCGGAGUGCUGGGUACGGUGUGGUUCAUCAUGUGGUGGUUGCUCGUGUAUGACUCACCCUCGCAACAUCCGUGGAUCACAAGUGAAGAGCUCAAGUACAUCCAGGACAGCCUGGGCCAGACCUUAGCCAAGAAGAAGACCCGGAUACCCUGGGGGUCGAUUGCCACCUCCGUGCCAGUCUACAUGGUGAUUGUAGCCCAGUGGGGCGGAGGCUGGGGUCUCUUCACUCUCAUGACCCAAGCCCCGACAUACUUCAGCGUCAUUUUGGGGCUCGAUAUAAAAAUGGCAGGUAUUUGGUCAGGCAUACCGCAUCUGUGUCGGUGGCUAUUUGCUCUUGGAUUCGGCAUCUUUGCGGAUCAUCUUCUCAAGAAACAAGCCCUGAGCAGAACAAAUGUACGCAAACUGGCUGUAUUUUUUAGCAACAUUCUGCAAGGGUUGUUGGUGAUCGGAUUGGCUUACUCCGGCUGCAACUCACAACUUGCCAUUUUGUUCUUGAUCCUAGCCACAGGAGUGCAUGGGGCCGUCACGUCCGGGCCGUUGUCCAAUGUAGUCGAUAUCAGUCCUAACUUUGCCAGUGUACUCCAAGGUGUCGUAGGGUUGGUGACCAACACACCCGGGUUUGUGUCUGCGUACCUCGUCGGAGAGUUGACAUUCAACAAUCAAACAUUAGAAAGAUGGAAGCUCGUGUUCCUGAUCACGUCAGGAAUGCUCAUCUCCUCAGGAAUCGUCUACGUUCUGUUCGCUUCGUCGGAGCUCCAAUCAUGGAACAGCGAGGCGUCUGAAGCAGAGGAAAAAGAAGCACUAUCUCAAAGAGAGAGGAUUUCCAUUGUUAAAAUAAAUUCUGACCAUUCCAGUAACGAAAACUCAGGAAGGAACGGGACUAAGAGAUAAGAUAGUAAUUAUUUAUCCCAGUUCACUUGCACCCUUCGUGGGAGACUAUUGUUAUUGUAUAGCUCUUCAAUGUUUAUCACCACAAACAGUAUUAUGUUUUAAAAUCAAAAUGUAUACUUAAAUAGGUUAAGAAGACGUUUUGUUAUUUAGAUAUGUAUCUAGAGUUUUAAGGAAGUUAUUCCACUUUUUAUGUAUAAAACACAUUCUAUGUUUCCUA
This is a messenger RNA of Macrosteles quadrilineatus (aster leafhopper), 1928 nucleotides long. Its product is annotated as vesicular glutamate transporter 2-like. Bases 227 to 1711 code for a protein of 494 amino acids. Lineage: Eukaryota; Metazoa; Arthropoda; Insecta; Hemiptera; Cicadellidae. Gene Ontology annotation, molecular function: transmembrane transporter activity. Gene Ontology annotation, biological process: monoatomic anion transport; transmembrane transport. Gene Ontology annotation, cellular component: plasma membrane. The transcript is spliced from 10 exons. The record is from RefSeq and is a predicted model, not a curated record.